Carassius gibelio (silver crucian carp) is the source of this 6040-nucleotide messenger RNA. RefSeq names its product integrin alpha-9. Gene Ontology annotation, biological process: cell adhesion mediated by integrin; cell-matrix adhesion; cell-cell adhesion. The coding region runs from base 227 to 3325 and encodes 1032 amino acids. Gene Ontology annotation, cellular component: integrin complex; external side of plasma membrane. Lineage: Eukaryota; Metazoa; Chordata; Actinopteri; Cypriniformes; Cyprinidae. The record is from RefSeq and is a predicted model, not a curated record. The transcript has 28 exons. Gene Ontology annotation, molecular function: integrin binding.
AGAGACGCAACAGACUGAGCAGCAGAAGAGAAGAGCAUGCAAUGAGAGCGCUGUCCUGACCCAAACCUCCGACUCACAAACUCAAACCCCGUGUUUGCAUGUGUUUGAUUCCCAACUUUAAGAGAAGGACGUGGUGUAGUUGUAUAAAUGUAGUUUUUAUUCCCAAUUAACUGUGAAACUCUAGACAGAUUUAACAGCUUUUAUAAAGUUCUCAUCAGCACUGAGGAUGCGCGACAGAAUGACGGGACUUUCUACGCGGAACAGACGCCCUUUGGAUGUUUUUGUGUGUUUGUGUUUGGUUUCUUUGGCUUAUUCCUUCAACAUUGACUUGCAACACACCUUGGUGUUCCGAGGACCAAAUACGACGUUUUUUGGAUAUUCAGUCUUGGAGCACGUACAUGACAACACACGCUGGAUUGUGGUCGGGGCUCCCAGAGCCAACUCAUCAUUCAGCAGUUCAGUUCAGUCGCCCGGAGCCAUAUACAAGUGUCGGAUCCGCAACAACCCAGAGCAGCGCUGCACUGAGAUGGACCUCGGCAGAGGAAAUAAGCAGAGGGAGUCCUGUGGGAAGACGUGUCAAGGCGACAGAAAUGACGAGUGGAUGGGGGUCAGUCUGGCUCGACAGGACAAACCCAAUGGCAAAAUUCUGGCCUGUGCUCACCGCUGGAAGAAUGUAUACUAUGAAUCGGAGCAUAUCCUCCCUCAUGGAUACUGCUCCGUCAUCCCAGCCACUCUCCAGGGCAAGUCACAGCCUCUCAUUCCCUGUUAUGAAGACCAUAAAAAGACCUAUGGGGAAGAACACGGCUCGUGCCAAGCCGGGAUCGCAGGCGUUUUCACUGAGGAGCUGGUUAUCAUGGGUGCACCUGGAUCUUACUACUGGACCGGAACGGUCAAAGUGUUUAACAUGACAUCCAAUACUCACUACAACCUAAAUCAAGACAACCUGAGUCCUCACAGAUACAGUUACCUCGGGUAUGCUGUGACAGCUGGUCACUUCUCCUCACCGAAUACCAUAGACGUGGCGGCUGGUGCUCCUCAAGACAGUGGUGGUGGAAAAGUUUACGUCUUCAGAAUCGAAGGGACGUCUCUUGUGAAGACCUUUGAAGCCUCAGGGAAAAUAAUGGGCUCUUACUUUGGCUCCUCAUUGUGUGCAGUUGACCUAAACGCGGACGGACUGUCGGACUUGCUGGUGGGAGCACCCAUGCACAGCGAGAUCCGGGAUGAAGGCCAGGUUUCUGUUUACCUCAGCAGUGGUAACGGAGUGAUGGAGGAAGUUGCAAUAUUAAAUGGUGACAAUGCAUACAAUGCUCAUUUUGGAGAGUGUAUCACUUCUCUUGGGGACAUUGAUGACGAUGGCUACCAAGAUGUAGCUAUUGGAGCCCCCAAAGAGGAUGACUAUGGAGGAGCGGUCUACAUCUACCACGGUGAUGCUACAGGAAUAGUUAAGAAAUACUCAAUGAGACUGUCUGGGCGAAGCAUCAACCCCACCCUCCAAAUGUUCGGCCAGUCGAUUUCCGGCAAUGUGGACAUGGAUGGAAACGGAUAUCCAGAUGUGACGAUAGGGGCGUUCAUGGCUGACAGUGUGGUUUUGUUAAGAUCCAGGCCGGUGAUCUCUGUAGACGUCUCCAUCUUCCUCCCCGUCUCGAUAAACAUCACAGUACCGCAGUGUCACGAGGGCCCUCAGCAUCUCAACUGCUUCAACGUCAGCAUCUGCAUGAGCUUUCGAGGAAAACAAGUACCUGGCCACAUAGAGCUGCUGUACAAUCUAACGGCAGAUUCAGAUAAGAGACACAGAGGUCUGCCGGUGCGGGUGUAUUUUGGAAAUGGUGGAGAGCAGACAGGUGCUGUAAGUCAGCGUUUCAGCCUGGAGAUCAACCGACCGCAGUGCCAUCACUACACGUCCUUCGUGAGGAAAGAAGUGAAGGACGUGUUUGCUGCCAUCGUGUUUGAAGCAGCCUACAGCUUAGGAAAACACAUUGUGGAUGGACACCAGGACCGUGAUCUUCCCUCGCUCUCUCCUGUUCUACGCUGGAAAAAAGGAGAGAAGAUCGCUGCAAAGAACGAGACGUGGUUUGAGAAGAACUGUCUGUCAGAAGACUGCGCCGCUGACCUGAGGCUUCGUGGGAAACUGCUGCUUUCUGGGCGUUACAUCAGUUCUCGUCUUGCUCUUGGUGGAGUGAAAAACGUGUCAUUAAAUGUAACCAUCUCUAAUGCUGGAGAUGAUGCCUACGACACCAACAUCUACUUCAACUUCUCCAGAGAGGUUCACUACAUUAACUUCUUACAAAGAGAAGAGAAGGGCAUUUCCUGUAUGCUGGUAGACCUGGACUUCCUCAAGUGCAGUGUUGGAUUUCCUUUCAUGAGAGCGCAAACCAAGUACCAUCUAUCAGUGCUUUUCGACACGAGUCGUCUGUCCGGUGAAAAUGAGACGCUGCUAUUUUUAGUUCAUGCUAAAAGUGCCAAUCCAGAACAUGAUAGCACUCUUCAUGAUAACACAUUGGAGCUGUCCAUACCUCUGGUUCAUGAGGUGGACACAACAAUCACAGGUGUGGUCACACCUACAUCUUUUGUGUAUGGAAACUCAGUGGACCGAUCGCGCUUCCUUCAGCUGGACGACAUGGAGUGCAGCUUUCAGCCGCUCAACUUCACCUUUCAGGUGAUAAACAAUGGGCCGAGCAGACUUCCAGGCUCCACCGUGGACAUCAGGAUACCCAACCGCAUGGCUGGUAACGGAGCAGAUAUGUUCCAUAUCAUUGACACACAAGUAUCUGAAGGACGAGGGAACUGCACGUGGCACAGGAACCCCAAACCCUGCACAAUCCCUCACGACAAGAAGAGCAUCUUCCACACCAUUUUUGCAUUCUUCACCAAAUCAGGCAGAAAAGUUCUGGACUGUGACCGGCCUGGCAGAGCGUGUCUUACUAUUUCCUGCAGUCUGAGCUCUCAGGCCAAAGAGGAAGCUACGAGUAUAGAUGUGCAAAUGCUACUGAACACUGAAAUACUACAGAAGGACAGCUUCUCUGUGAUCCAGUUUGUGACACGAGGUCACGUCCAGCUGGACGACAGGGCCGUGGAGGUCUCGACCGGACUCCCAGAGGAGAUUUCUCUGGUGUUUGAGGCUCUUCACAGUCAGGAGCCCAGGGGAUAUGUGGUGGGAUGGAUCAUCGCCAUCAGCCUCCUCGUGGGAAUCCUCCUCUUCCUGCUGCUGGCCGUGCUGCUCUGGAAGAUGGGAUUCUUCAGGAGGCAUUACAGAGAGAUCAUAGAGGCCGAAAAGAACAGGAAGGACAGCGAUGAAAGCUGGGAUUGGGUCCAGAAGAGCCAAUGAAAGCUUGGAUUGGGUUCAGAAAAUCCAAUAAGCUGCUACCUUCACCCCGGCUCUCUCCUAAGACCCAGACCCUCCAGCCUUCCAUAUGUGGAAGAAAAGAAUAUUCUCCAGAUUUUUCGGAGGUUUGACACUUUUUGUUUGUCGUUGAUGGUGAUCUAGCUGAUGUUGGAGGUGAGCGUGUGGCCUGCCAGAAGAGACUCGCAGUGGAAUCCCAAUGAUCUCAAUGGGACAGGCCUCCUGCCGAGACGGAAAGAGAGACUUCCUGGAACGAAUGUGGAUAUUGUGUCAAUACUAGCAGACAAUUACAACCCUCAGGGCGCUGUUGAAAAGCAAAAAUUUAUUUUUUAUAAAAUGUAUUCCAUACUGUAUAGAAGAGAGCUUCAAGAGUUGUUUUUAAAGCACUGAUGACUGACACAUGCCAAAGAGUUUUCAGAUGAACCUUGAAGAUGGAUUGUACAUAUUUUUCCCUUCCAGAUUUUAACUUACAAAGAAUGCAAAGCAAAAGUUGGUGUCCUUCAUUCAUACAUCUCAUAAGUUAAAUGUUGCAUGAACAAAAGAAAAGAGGAGAUGCAAACCAAAGUUGUUAUCGCUCGAGUUGUUAAAGGAGAAGUUAACCAAAACUAAUUUUUGCUGAAAAUGCACUCAUCCCCAGAUGAUACAAGAUGUAGAUGAGUUUGUUUCUUCAUCAGAACAGAUUUUACAUCAGUGUCCCAAUGCACUGAAUGGGUGCCGUCAGAAUGAGAGUCCUAACAGCUGAUAAAAACACCAAAAUAAUGCCUUGAUGAUUUUUUUAUUUACAAAUGCAGUUUUUUACUUCACCAGACUGGUGUGGUGUUGAUUACGCUGCUGUUUUUAUCAGCUGUUUAGACUCUCAUUCCGACGGCACCCAUUCAUCACACAACGGGAUGGAAUGCCACAUUCUCCAAAUCUGUUCCCAUAAAGACAUAAACUCAUCCCAAUCUUGGAUGGCCUGAGGAUGAGUACAUUUUCAGACAGUUUUCAUGUCAGUCCAGUUAGAACAGAAAGAGAAAACCAAAUACGUUCUCAUGUUAAACAUCUUCUGUUUAGUUCAUGUGAAAUUCACAGCUUGUACUGCACUGGAUCUUGACCCCACUGAAAGAUGCAUGUUUUUCCAAAAGAAAAGAUUCUGUCUCCUUAAAUCUUUCACAAAAUAGAUGAACUUUUACUGACUUUUUUUGUAUUCCCUUCCACCAACCACCUGUAAAUCAGAAGCUGUUCACAGUCGAAUCAUUUCUUUGCGUAGUGAUGUUAAAAGUUCAGAGUUAAGAGCUGCAUUGUCGGUUUGCAUGUCUGUGCUUUCUGAGGACUGAGGAGUCACAGGCGCAGCGAAAAACAGCUGUCUGUUGAUGAGACGACCACCCAUUAGCAGCUUUACCGGAUUUAUUCUUCAUAUUUCAGUGCAAAAUUCACUUAUUUUGGAUAUAAAUAAGAUACCCAACAUGCAUUAACUGGGUGGUGAAAAUAAAUAGACGACAAGAUUGUAAUAUAGUUUAGCACUGCAGGAGCACCAGCAGAAAGACUUACUCCAUUGCCCCUUGAAACGGAGGUUCAAUCUAAUCGUCGUAAUGGAUGAAAUCAAAUCCCACCCUACAAAUUUUCCUUGUUUCUCUUACAAACUCCAUAAUUGGUUGACCUCCGUCUUAGAUCUCAAGAUAUACAUUUUAGACGUAAUGCAAGGAACACAUUCCAAGUACAAAAACACUUUAAUCUGCCAAAUAUUCCCCCCAAAAAUCCUACAGCAUGUUUAUAAUUAUUAUUCUACAGAAAACUGACAACAUAUAUUGUCUCCUGCUUUUUAAAGGGAUAGUUCACCCAAAAAUUCUGUCAUUAAUUACACACCCUAAUGUCGUCCCAAACCUGUAAGACCUUCAUGAAGAUAUUUCUGAUGAAAUCUGAGAGCUCUUUGACCCUCCAUAGACAUCAAGGCACAGAAACAUAGUAAGGACAUUGUUAAAAUAGUCAGGAAAAUGAAACGUAAUUUAAAGUUUUGGGUGAAGUAUCCCUCUAACAAGUCCUCUAAUAAGUCUUUUUGAAGUUCAGACUGCAAUGGUCCAAGUUUGAGCCGUGCAGGGUCUGCAGUGUGUAAUGGCCUAAAAAUAGGUGGGAAUGUGCAGUACUUCAUCACUGGGCACAAACUCGUAGUUUGGAGCUUAUGGGAACAGCUUGUUUUAAGUCAACAUUUUGGACUUCACUCAGAGCGCAGCUUCAACAUGAGCUGUUUUCUGUCAGACUUUACAAGGAGCUGUUUUAUUCAGUGAACUUGGUUCUUGUUUUUUGGCAUUUUCCUCUUAUUUUAGAGGGUUCAUUUGAAAGAAACCCAUUUCUUUGAUGUUAACCAACUGAUCAGUAGCUUUACAAUUUGAUAUUAGAUGAUCGCUGGAAGAUUCUCCAAAAAAUAUCUUGUAUUAUUUGAUCAAUAAUCACCACUGGCACGGCAAAUCCACGUCUGCAUUUUAUAUCCGUCCCAACACCAGAUUCUAGCAUAGGUGUGUUUCAGAGAAACACAUACUUGACAUUAUAAGUGUGUAACCUAACUGUGAGUGUUGUUGCCUUUAUCACCUAUUUUGAGCAUUUUAGAAUAAACUACUGUCACUGAUGUUUUAGAUGUAAUUGAGAAAUAUGUUUGUUGUACAAGCUCAAGCUGUAUAUUUAUCUACUGAAACUGCUUUUUUAAAAUUAAAUAUCACAAACAGA